CGUUUGCAAUUUUAUCACAUCUCAACAACAUAGCGAGAGAGAGAGAGAGAGAGAGAGAGAGAGAGAGAGAGAGAGAAAAUGGUGGUGGGCAAGCUAAGAUACGAAGAGUUACGGAGGCAGAGGUUGGAAGAGAACAAGAAAAGGAUGGAACAACUCCAUCUCCCUCAGCUCUCUCAAGCUCUCAAAAAACACUCCUCCACUCCUACUCCUUCUCCGGUGAAGAGGGCGACACCUCGAAUCAUUCGGACAGAAAUGGUGGCUGUAAGAAGGUCGAAUCGCGUAGCCAACAAGCCUGCCCCUCUUUACACAGAAAUCAUCACUUAUGAACGCCUUGAGCUCCCCAGAAGGAAUUUGAAGAAUGGAAUGUAUAGGAGGAGGGAUUUGUCGAAUCGGGUUUACGCUUCGGAUGAAGCAAGGGAGUUGGCUAUAUCCAAAGCACAAGAGGUGGAAUCGGGUCUUGGAGGAGAUUAUCCUACUUUUCUGAAGCCCAUGACCCAGUCUCAUGUCACUGGUGGGUUUUGGCUGGGCCUUCCAGUUCAUUUCUGCCGCAGAAACCUUCCAAGGCGUGAUGAAACUGUUACAUUGGUAGAUGAAGAGGGAGAAGAGUACCCAACAGUAUACUUGGCUAGGAAGGCCGGGCUUAGUGGUGGAUGGAGAGGAUUUUCAAUUGAUCAUGGUUUGGUAGAUGGUGAUGCAAUCGUAUUCCAACUAAUCCGACCUACAGUAUUUAAGGUGUACAUCAUAAGGGCAAAUAGUUUUAAAGUGGGUAACAAGGAUCUUUGAAAUGUCUUGCAUGUUUGAUCCUUGGGGGGCGAAUGAGCAAAUGCAGGUGAAAAGAAUGUUAGUUGCAGCAAAGUUGAUAAGAGUCUCUUCUUCUUCUUCUCUCCUUUUUUUUUAGUGUAUUUAUUAUUACUUGUUUGGAGAAAUGCCAAUCACUGAUUUAGAGGUGUAGCUUAGCUUUGGCAAUCAACAAUGAUGGGCACACAUGAUUUUUGUAGUUGCUGACCUGCCCAUGUGUAUGUAUGAACUGUUGCUAUUAAAUCUAAAUACUAAUGGUGCUCUUUGGACCGUCCAAA
Messenger RNA from Camellia sinensis, 1076 nucleotides. Its product is annotated as B3 domain-containing protein At5g42700. Gene Ontology annotation, molecular function: DNA binding. The record is from RefSeq and is a predicted model, not a curated record. Lineage: Eukaryota; Viridiplantae; Streptophyta; Magnoliopsida; Ericales; Theaceae.